AUGAAGGAGAACAAAUUCGAGAGCUACUUCGGUCGCAAGAUUGCCAUUGACGCCAGCAUGAGCAUUUACCAGUUCCUUAUUGUCGUCGGAAGAAGUGGAACCGAGAUGCUCACUAAUGAAGCCGGUGAAGUUACUAGCCAUUUGCAAGGGAUGUUUUCGCGGACAAUCAGACUUCUAGAAGCCGGGAUCAAGCCACUAUAUAUUUUUGAUGGGAAGCCACCAGAUUUGAAGAGACAAGAGCUGGCAAAACGUUACUCCAAGAGGGCCGAUGCUACUGAAGAUUUAUCAGAAGCCUUAGAGACUGGCAAUAUAGAAGACAUUGAAAAAUACAGUAAACGAACGGUGAAGGUGACAAAGCAACAUAACGAAGACUGCAAAAAACUUUUAAGACUUAUGGGUGUGCCCGUUGUUGAGGCACCCUCAGAAGCAGAGGCUCAAUGUGCUGCACUUUGCAAAGCUGGAAAGGUUUAUGCUGUGGCUUCUGAAGACAUGGAUUCCUUAACAUUUGGAGCUCCUAAAUUUCUUCGCCACCUAAUGGAUCCAAGCUCCAAAAAAAUUCCAGUGAUGGAAUUUGAAGUUGCAAAGAUUUUGGAGGAGCUAAAUCUGACCAUGGACCAAUUUAUUGACUUAUGCAUUCUUUCUGGCUGUGAUUAUUGUGAAAGCAUUCGAGGAAUUGGGGGAUUGACAGCUCUGAAACUCAUACGUCAACAUGGCUCUAUUGAAAAUAUGCUGGAAAAUAUAAACAAAGAGAGGUACCACAUACCAGAUAAUUGGCCGUAUCAGGAGGCUCGGCGACUUUUUAAAGAACCAUUGGUCUUAACUGAUGAAAAGGAACUUGAUAUUAAGUGGUCUGCUCCAGAUGAAGAAGGUUUAAUAACAUUUCUAGUAAAUGAGAAUGGCUUCAACACUGAUAGAGUGACUAAGGCAAUAGAAAAAAUUAAAGCAGCAAAGAGCAAGUCAUCACAAGGCCGAUUGGAAUCAUUUUUUAAGCCAACACCAAAUUCAUCAGUACCAAUCAAACGCAAGGAAACACCAGGGAAAAAUGAUGCUAAAGAGACUAACAAGAAGGCCAAGGGUAGUGGUGUUAGCAUGAAGGAGGAUCAACUUGCAAUACUCACGUGUGUAGUCUUUCAAAUUUGUAUUAUGUCUGACCAUACCAUGAAGCUGGCCAACUUGGUUCUUCUCGUGACUCUGGUUCUUCUCUUAGCCACCUCUAUCUCAUCAGAUCCUGAUCUUCUUCAAGACCUGUGUGUCGCCGACCUUGCCUCAGGUGUGAAAGUGAAUGGAUUCACCUGCAAAGAAGCAUCUAAGGUGAAUGCCUCAGAUUUCUUUUCCAACAUACUAGCCAAACCAGGAGCCACCAACAACACCUUUGGCUCCUUGGUGACUGGAGCCAAUGUUGAGAAAGUCCCAGGACUCAACACACUUGGUGUCUCUGUGUCAAGGAUUGACUAUGCCCCAGAUGGCAUCAACCCUCCUCACACUCACCCUCGUGCCACUGAGAUUGUGUUUGUGCUUGAAGGGCAACUAGAUGUGGGGUUCAUAACCACUGCCAAUGUGCUCAUUUCAAAGACCAUUAACAAGGGUGAAAUAUUUGUGUUCCCAAAAGGCUUGGUUCACUUCCAAAAGAACAAUGCCAAUGUCCCUGCUGCUGUCAUUUCAGCCUUCAAUAGCCAACUUCCAGGGACACAGUCCAUUGCUACAACCUUAUUUGCUUCCACACCAUCACUUCCAGACCAUGUCUUGACCAAGACCUUCCAGGUUGGAACCAAGGAGGUUCAGAAAAUCAAAACUAGGCUUGCACCUAAAAAGUAA
Molecule: messenger RNA, 1815 nt
Organism: Sphenostylis stenocarpa
Lineage: Eukaryota; Viridiplantae; Streptophyta; Magnoliopsida; Fabales; Fabaceae
Source: the annotation of a GenBank genome assembly